Molecule: messenger RNA, 792 nt
Organism: Talaromyces stipitatus ATCC 10500
Lineage: Eukaryota; Fungi; Ascomycota; Eurotiomycetes; Eurotiales; Trichocomaceae
Exons: 3
Coding region: 1-792 (263 amino acids)
Source: RefSeq, a predicted model, not a curated record
AUGCGUAGUAGGGGACUAUCAGGGAGUGGCGAUCCGAGACGCUGGCGCUGUGUGGAAGCACUUUCGACAGCUGGGGACAACAAGGCUUUUUAUGGACUUAUCAAAAAUAAGGAGUAUCACUUAACAAUUUUGACGCAGAUUCUCCAAUGCGGCGUGGGCUUCUAUAUUACCACAUUGCUCCUCGUUGAAGCAGCAAUCUUAUUGCAAUGGAUUCGACUAUUCGCACCAGAAGGGACUCGCAGAGCCUUCUAUGUAUGUAAAUUUCGAAGCCGAGAUUUUUUGAGACAACUCGCUAAUCCUUCCAUUGUUGAGCGUCUGGUGGGCUUGCCAAAACGUACUAUGGACCAACCUCUUAUCCUUUCUUUCAGUCCCGUUGCAGGAAACUUGAUCUGUAUACCCUUCAAGAGGAUAUGGGAUAAGACGGUGCCGGGGGAUUUCUAUAACGGAAGACCUCUGAAUAUGACAAUAGGCGCUUUUAACCUCCUUUCCGAUAUUUUCAUCCUCAUACUUCCGCAGGGGGUUAUAUGGAGGAUGACCCUGUCACGAAAGGAAAAGAUCGGUGUAGCAGCUCGGGCCUCCGCUGCGUUUCGUCUGGGCAUAGCAGUUGUUUAUAUGAUUGAUCCAGACCGGCUAUACAGGGCCAGCAGUUUAUCCAUGACGUAUAUCGCAAAGAUGACUUGCAUUCUUCUCGUCUACUGCAUGCCUGGAAUCCCCCAAAGCGUUCAGCGACUCGGCCAUCUUGUUAAAGGUCGUGGCCUCAUUCCGAUCAUCCACCAACUCGGAGACGUGUAA